AUGCGAGUGGUCAUUUUUAUCUUAUUGUUAUCAUUGAGCACAGGUUCAUUCGCAUCCGGUAAUGACUGGAACUAUCAAAAUGAAGGACCUGAUGUUUGGAGCGACUCAUAUCCACUUUGUGCUGCACGAUUACAGUCGCCAAUCGAUAUUAAAACUGCAUGCACAAAAUAUUUAUCCUAUAAGCCUUUUCAGUUUACCGAGGAUUACAGUAUGGUGCAUAAUUUUACGCUUCAAAAUAACGGACAUACCAUUGUUGGUACAUGGAAUGCAAGUUACUCAGCUUCAUUGAAAUUGGUCGGUGGGGAUCUGAAUGGAAGUUUCGAUUUUGUUAGUUUUCAUCUUCAUUGGGGAGAAAACUAUAGAUCCGGUAGUGAACAUCAAGUCAAUGGCAACAAAUAUGCAGGCGAAAUUCAUUUUAUCUAUAUGAAUCCGAAAACGCAUCAAGUAGCCGUACUCGGAAUAUUCAUGGAAAGUGUUCGAAAUCUUACCAUAAACGAGACUGUCGAAAAGACUGCACGGUCCCCUAGUUAUACGAUCGACGAAUGGAAACGAUACUUCGAUGUAGCUCAGUAUCUGAAAAAGCCGGAUAAUACGACCAACCUCAGUUUGAACUUGUCUUCACUGAUGGGAGACUCUCUUAAUGAUUUCUGGCGAUAUGAAGGAUCGUUAACAACACCGCCAUGUACAGAAGGGAUCAUAUGGACAAUAUUUAGGGAGCCGAUUGUAUUCACUGAGAGUGAAUUGGAGAGUUUUCGAACAAACGUCUACUUCGAAGAUUAUCGCGAUCCGCAGCCUUUCAAUACUACCGAAAUGCCUAUCGAAUUAUUUAUUUUCGUGACUACUGCACUAGUAGUCCCUCACGCUGUAUUUGGAGAACUCUGGAACUACGGAGAUCUUGGACCUGAUGUUUGGAGCGACACUUAUCCACUUUGUGCUUCACGCUCACAGUCGCCCAUCAAUAUCAAGACUGCCUGCACUACCUUUCAACCGUUCCUACCUUUUAAGUUUAGCUCAUCGUACAGCAAAACUAAUAACUUUACACUUCAAAACAAUGGACAUACCAUCGUAGGACAAUAUUUUGGUAAUGAUACUGCCUCUUUCAACCUCACCGGAGGUGCACUGAAUGGUACAUUCCGUUUUGUCAACUUCCAUCUUCACUGGGGAGAAAACUACAAGUCCGGUAGCGAACAUCAAGUGAAUGGCAAAAAAUAUGCAGGAGAAAUUCACUUCGUUCACAGAAAUCCAGAUACGGGUCAAAUAGCUGUUCUUGGAAUGUUCAUGGAGAGCGUUCGAAACUUUACCAUACACGAGACCAUCGAAAAAGCUGCCAAGGUCUCUGUUACUACGGUAAAUGAAUGGAAAAGAUACUUUGAUGUUGCUGAACAAUUGACACAAUAUGAGAACAAAACUGUACUUAAUUUAAAUUUGGUUUCCCUAAUGGGAGACUCUCUGAGUGAUUUCUGGCGAUAUGCGGGAUCGUUAACAACGCCACCCUGUACAGAAGGCAUCAUCUGGACUAUGUUCAGAGAUCCAAUCAUAUUCACCGAGAGUGAAUUGGCGAGUUUUCGAACAAACGUCUACUUCGAAGAUUAUCGUGGUCCUCAGCCGCUGUACGAUCGUAUAGUAUAUCGGAGUUUCGAAAAUGAAACUCUAUCGAAAAUACCUGACACCACCGAAAUACCUAUGCAGUUGCUCGUUCUCCUAACUUCUCUGCUUGUGGUGAUCUCUCACGCUGUAUUUGGAGAACUCUGGAACUACGGAGAUCUUGGACCUGAUGUUUGGAGCGACACUUAUCCACUUUGUGCUUCACGCUCACAGUCGCCCAUCAAUAUCAAGACUGCCUGCACUACCUUUCAACCGUUCCUACCUUUUAAGUUUAGCUCAUCGUACAGCAAAACUAAUAACUUUACACUUCAAAACAAUGGACAUACCAUCGUAGGACAAUAUUUUGGUAAUGAUACUGCCUCUUUCAACCUCACCGGAGGUGCACUGAAUGGUACAUUCCGUUUUGUCAACUUCCAUCUUCACUGGGGAGAAAACUACAAGUCCGGUAGCGAACAUCAAGUGAAUGGCAAAAAAUAUGCAGGAGAAAUUCACUUCGUUCACAGAAAUCCAGAUACGGGUCAAAUAGCUGUUCUUGGAAUGUUCAUGGAGAGCGUUCGAAACUUUACCAUACACGAGACCAUCGAAAAAGCUGCCAAGGUCUCUGUUACUACGGUAAAUGAAUGGAAAAGAUACUUUGAUGUUGCUGAACAAUUGACACAAUAUGAGAACAAAACUGUACUUAAUUUAAAUUUGGUUUCCCUAAUGGGAGACUCUCUGAGUGAUUUCUGGCGAUAUGCGGGAUCGUUAACAACGCCACCCUGUACAGAAGGCAUCAUCUGGACUAUGUUCAGAGAUCCAAUCAUAUUCACCGAGAGUGAAUUGGCGAGUUUUCGAACAAACGUCUACUUCGAAGAUUAUCGUGGUCCUCAGCCGCUGUACGAUCGUAUAGUAUAUCGGAGUUUCGAAAAUGAAACCCUAUCGACAAUACCUGAGUAUAAUUGUUGUUCAGGUGCGAGUAAAAUACCUUUGGAAUUACUUCCAUGCAUUGCUAUGAAAUUCUUACUUUUGUUGUUUUCUCAUGUUUCUAAAUAA
Molecule: messenger RNA, 2637 nt
Organism: Adineta ricciae
Lineage: Eukaryota; Metazoa; Rotifera; Eurotatoria; Adinetida; Adinetidae
Source: the annotation of a GenBank genome assembly